Molecule: messenger RNA, 778 nt
Organism: Monodelphis domestica (gray short-tailed opossum)
Lineage: Eukaryota; Metazoa; Chordata; Mammalia; Didelphimorphia; Didelphidae
Gene: IL22RA2
Product: interleukin 22 receptor subunit alpha 2
Biological process (GO): blood coagulation; cytokine-mediated signaling pathway
Cellular component (GO): plasma membrane
Molecular function (GO): protein binding; cytokine receptor activity
Source: RefSeq, a predicted model, not a curated record
AUGAUGCUUAAACAGUACUUUCUAAUCUUCCUUAUCAAAUUCCUCUGGACUUAUGGAGGAGGAAGCCAACCAGUACGGGAAUCUCUGAAGGUCCAGAGGGUUGAAUUUCAGUCAUUUAAUCUCCAAAGUAUCUUACACUGGCUUCCUGGAAGUGCUUUCACCCACAACAACACAGUCUAUUUCGUGCAAUACAAAAUGUAUGGGCAGAAAGAGUGGACCAACAAAGAAGAAUGCUGGGGCAUUUAUGAAAUCUUUUGUGACCUGACAAAUGAAACCUCAGAUGUAGAAGAACCUUACUAUGGAAGAGUGAAAGCUACCUCUGCUCAUAUCCAUACCCCGUGGAGUAUGACAAAGAGAUUUUCCCCCUGGUUGGAAACAAAAAUAGGACCUCCAUCCAUCAGUGUGAUACAAAGUGGCAGAUCUAUACAACUGAUACUCCAGGCUCCAAAUUCACCCUAUAAAGACAGAAAGGGAAGAAACAAAUCAUUGAAAGAUUACUAUGAUCUAAUAUACCGGGUAUUUAUAAUUAAUAAUUCUCAAGACAUGAAGCGGAAGUUAUAUGAAGGCACCAAUGAAAAAAUUGAAAUGGAUAUAAAACCUGGUGCCAACUACUGUGUAGCCGCAGAAAUGUAUUUGUUUGAACUAAACCGAAGCAGUGAGAGCACCGAAAUCUGUACCUUCAAGAUUCAGAGAAAUGGUAUGUAUAUCUGAUAAGAAUUGGAGGAUUUGAGUUCUAAGUACAGUGUCUCAUAUUUUUUAAAAAAUAUUCAGCAUUCAA